Messenger RNA from Ogataea parapolymorpha DL-1, 2052 nucleotides. RefSeq lists its product as uncharacterized. Lineage: Eukaryota; Fungi; Ascomycota; Pichiomycetes; Pichiales; Pichiaceae. Bases 1 to 2052 code for a protein of 683 amino acids. The transcript has a single exon. The record is from RefSeq and is a predicted model, not a curated record.
AUGCACAGAGGUCUUCUUCGAGCGCUUGAGGAGGCCAUCCAAAAAGAGCCAAUUGAUCAGGACGAGGUCAGCGCCUGUGCCGAACGUCUUCGAGCAGAACUGGAAUCCACAAAUGCAAAGAUAGGAGACGAGCUGACCGUUUUGUAUAACAAGAUGGUUAAUUCUGUUGAACGAGAGGUCUCCUUCUUGGAAGCUUUGAUUGUGCUCAAAGACUACGUUAAGAAUCUGGAUGUUUGGACUGCAAAAUACGCUGAGAUUUCAAUAGACUCAGCUGGCCUGAAUCUUCGCCUGACUAAGCUCGCUACGGAACUGGUAGAAUGGGCCAUGGAUCGCGAUCUGGCCCGAUUUUUUGUCCAAAAGUAUUUACAGACAUUUGACGUACCAUCUGAUAUAUCAUUCGAAGACAACGAGAAGCAUAGAUUCCGUCGACUGAACAUACGAAGGAUCUUAUCAUCUUAUAUCAAAGUGGAUGCUCCUGGGUUGUUCUCCAUUUUAGCAGACACUUUAGUCACAAAGGACCUCCAAACACUUGCGCUUUUUCAGAGUAUUAUGGAAUGCCCUCUCAAUGCCCAAUUUGAAAGCCUGCCCUUAUUCGAGCGCUUGUUAGACGUGCUGGAGAGAUGCGACUCUUCGGUGCAAGGGUGUGCCCUUAAUGCGCUUUGUGUAUUGGCACCGAUGGUGGUAAGGUCCUUCAAGGAACAGUUUGGCAGGGUGAGCGAUAUCUUUGUAAAACUCGCAGACGAAAAUGUGGAGUAUAUGCGGCUUGGAGGGCUUCUAUAUGCUGUUUCACCACAGCAGUUCAUAUCAACGGUAAAAAAUCGGCUCGCUACCAAAUCGAAAAACAUCUUGACCAAUAUGCGUUUGCACCCUGCUUUACUGGAAGGACAGGAAAUUGAGCAGGAGGAGACAAUCGAGCUGAUGAAGUCCUAUGUAUCAGAUUUUGGGAAGGCCCAAGCGAUAGAUCUUGAACACCUGCUGGAUGAUUACAAACAUGUUUUCGCCAAGAGCGAGGAAAAAGAGGAACUUUCUGAGCCAAUGCAGUUUUAUCAACGCGAAAUGUUGAUUUUGAGCAAUGAGCUCAGUUUUUCCGAGUACGUUCGACAUGCGCUAGCUAUGGAGCGCAAGAAACCAGAUCCGAAGGAAGUUAGACUCAAAAUUGAGGUCACUAACCCAAUUGCACCCACGCCACGGUCUGCAACCCCGGAAAGGAAUAUGGAUGAGGGACUGAUUUUGAAAAACAACGAAAAAUUGCGGGCAGAAAUUCUACUAUUGACAAGCGAAGUGGGCCAGCUUCGUGAACAGAACCAAGCACUAGAACUGCAAGUUAUGGACAGGGAUAAAUCCCUCGGUCCCUUAAGGGAAGAAUUAAGUAAGCUCAGAAACAAGACCAUUUAUUUGAAAGAGGUCAACACCGCUUUGGAGGAGAAAUUGGACUCCGCAAAGUGGAGCUCAACGGAUACAUUGGCGGAACUUACAUCAGACUCUGCUGACAACUUGCAGUCUCAGGAGAAAUUAGAAAAGAUAGCCAAAUAUCGUGAACAACAAAUAGCUCAUAUUCAUGAAAGCUAUCAAAGCGAAAUCAGGGAAUUAGAGCGUGAAAUAGACUCCCUACGUCUUGAAAAGCGAGAAAAAUCGAAUGAGAUUGUGCGACGACAAGUAUCGCUGUUCCAAAGUAAACUAAAAGAGUACGAAAUGUUAAACGAACAACUAGAAAAACAGAUACAAACUCAAGAAAAAUAUCUCAUUCAGUUGAGAUCCACACAACCAAUUCAGAUCCCACAGACAACACCAGCUAGACCCCUCCUGUCUCCCAACGGCUACGACUCUUCAAACAGCAUCUACAAAAACGAGGAAAAUUUUAUGCUCAACAGAGUGAGAAAAGCUAGAUCGACCGAGUUUACAGCUUCGAACUAUAGUUCUUCAGAACGUCAAAUGAAUCCAUCCGGAUUUAGCUUUAGUAUUCGUCGCCACGCCAAUCCUACAAUUGAUACUUCCAAUAUAGCCGUUAAAGGUCGUGGAGGAAUUCAAAAUAAAGCAAAGCUAAAAAUGUAG